AUGGCCAAAGUUCAUCCUCAAAAACAAGAACCUACAACAUCAUCUAAGUCUCAUGAUGAUAAGUGUCUUAGUAAAGGAGAAAGAUAUACAGUAUGGAUGAAAUCACUUGUUCUUCACUCUAAUGGCUGCACUGUCUAUGAUUCAAAAGGUAACAUAGUUUACAGAGUUGAUAACUAUGAUAGAAAAGGUGGAAGAGAAGUGAAUCUGAUGAAUCUAAAAGGAAAUGUUGUCUGCACCAUCAGAAAAAGAUUACUAGCUUUUGGAUGUUGGGAAGGCCACAAAUAUUGCAGCAGCAAUUCUAAUAGUAGAAGCCUGGAGGAGCAAGCAUGGUUUCAAGUUAAAAGAUGUCUGAGAGGGAAAGUAGAUUGCGAGAUAAAAGUGGGAUCUCAAAAUGUGUCCAUAGAAAGAGUGAGUAAAGGUAAAUCAUUUGGUUUUCGGAUAAUAAGCAAAGAUGGAGAAAUCAUAGGAGAGGCAAAGCAAAAAGAGUCUUCAUCAGGAAUUGUUUUAAGCAAUGAUGUUCUAACGUUGGAUUUGGCAGCUGGAACGGAUCAUUCCCUUACAAUGGCUUUGAUUACAGUCUAUGGAUUGAUGUGUGGCUUAAUGUAA
Molecule: messenger RNA, 606 nt
Organism: Lathyrus sativus (Indian pea)
Lineage: Eukaryota; Viridiplantae; Streptophyta; Magnoliopsida; Fabales; Fabaceae
Source: the annotation of a GenBank genome assembly